Molecule: messenger RNA, 2946 nt
Organism: Penaeus monodon (black tiger shrimp)
Lineage: Eukaryota; Metazoa; Arthropoda; Malacostraca; Decapoda; Penaeidae
Product: metalloreductase STEAP4-like
Exons: 11
Coding region: 99-1586 (495 amino acids)
Biological process (GO): copper ion import
Cellular component (GO): endosome; plasma membrane
Molecular function (GO): cupric reductase (NADH) activity; ferric-chelate reductase (NADPH) activity
Source: RefSeq, a predicted model, not a curated record
CCCACACUCGUCGCUGCGACCGUCGGCCCCGCAGGAGGUUCAGUGUGGAUCGGACGGUGGAAAGAGGAAGACGUUAGCGACUCCUUGCUGUGAGAACAAUGGAUAACAUGUCAUUCGGGACAGACGGCACCGACCCCCUCGGGGCGGCGCUUCCCUCGGCCGACGGCAAGCGGAAGGCGCCGCCUGACCCCAGCAAGGUGAUAGCCGUGCUGGGCUCCGGCGACUACGGGCGCGCCAUCUCCCGCCGGCUGGUCAACUCGGGCUACGCCGUCCUCAUGGGCUCCAGGGACCCCAGCAGGAGCCAGGUCAAGAACCUCGUGAAGCAAACGGGCGCCACGCUAAGCAGCCAGGAGGAGGCGCUGAGGGCGGCGAAGGUGGUGCUGGUGGCCGUGGGGAGGGACCACUACGACUACCUGCCCAUCUCGCUCCUGAGGAACAAGGUCCUCGUCGACGUCUCCAACAACACAGAGCGACGCAGAGGACCUCAUUACCGCAGCAACGCCGAGUACCUGCAGGGCCUGAUUCCGGAGGCCAAGGUGGUCAAGGGCUUCAACGUGUUGUCGGCCUACGCACUCGAGAACGGCGGCCUCCAGGGCAGUAAAGAGGUGUUCAUCGCGGGCGACAAUGCGGAGGCGAAGGCGGCGGUGGCGGAGAUGGCCCGCGUGAUGGGCUUCCACCCGGUCGACUGGGGCAGCCUGCAGGCCUCCAGGGACAUCGAGGACGUGCCCCUCAAGUUCAUGCCGUCGUGGAAGCGCCCCGUGGCUGUCGUGUUCGGCCUCUUCGUGUUCCUGUGGCUCCUCGCCUUCCUGUCGUUCCAGAUCUGCUUCAACCUGUAUCUUGGCGGAUGGGAAUGGGGCUGGAAGCAUCUUGGAAUGCAGAACUUCAACCGAGUAAUUGCUAUCCUUGCUCUGUGGACGCUCUCCUUCUGCUACAUUCCUGGCCUGAUAGCCGCCUACAUUCAGCUGUGGCGCGGGACGAAGUACAGCCGCUUCCCCAAUUGGCUCGACGACUGGCUCAAGAUGAGGAAGCAGCUCGGACUGAUCAUGCUCGCGCUGGCUGGCAUUCAUGCUUGCAUAUCCGUGGCUUACAUAACGCCGAAGACGACCGAGUGGGUGUACGAGAAGCCGACGAAGAUCAAGGCGCUGGUGGAGGUCGACAAGAACACGACGGAGACGAAGACGCUCAAGCUGUAUGACUCGGAGUUUAACUGGCGAGGGGAGCUGUUCCUCACCAUGGGAGCCAUCUCGACGUGCCUGCUGGUGGUGCUGGGCAUCUCGUCGCUGCCGUCCGUAACCGCCACGCUCUCCUGGCGCGAGUUCACCUUCAUCCAGAGCAAGCUGGGCUGGGUGGCGCUCGUCGCCGCCUGCGCCCACGACAUUUUCCUCGCCUGGAACUACAUGUUCCUCUACUGGGGGUGCUUCAACACCCUGCCCAUCGGGCCGCAGUAUGCAUUAUACCCAGCCUUCAUCGCAAUCAUCAUGAAGAUCCCGCUGCUGCUGCCACCUGUUGACAACUACCUACAGAAAAUCCGCAAGGGUUACGAGCGCAACAGUAAUUAUGAAUCGGGCAAAGUUGAAGUUGCAUAAGCUUGGCGGCAUUUCAGGUGCUCUUGUGCUGUAAAACGUGAAUCCCUUUUUGUGUGAUGUGUCCCUUUCCCGUGGAUAUUGUAUAGACUUGUUUUUUCAUACAUAAACUAUUAUGUAGGUUUCAUCACAUGUUAUAUUUUCCAUGUGCUAUACGAGACUGCGAGGGUGAAAUGAAUGGAAACUGGUUAUUCAGUUGUAAUAGGAUAAUGUACUACACAUUUUUUUUUACAUUACUGGUGUAUGCUGAUAUUUUCACUUAAUUAUUUAGUAGAAAAUGCACUAAGAGUGUGUUGUAUGGGAAGACACUUCAACGAAAUUGAAGUGUACAAUUUAAAAUAAAAGUAUUUUUGGUACUUUCAACCGUGCUAUAUUUGACAGAAAAUACGAAAAAAUAUCACAAUACCUUUUGUCUCUAAAUGAACGGAAAAUUAGUUCUGAUUAUUGUGCAGUGGUUAAUGUGCAAAGCAAAAGGGAUUACUUGCCAAAACUCCGUUUGCAUUUGAAAUUAAAAGACAAAUACGUGGUUUGUUUCGUGAAGCAAAGUAAAAUGUCUUUAUUAUAUGAAAGGCAAUUGCAACUUCUGUCAAGCCUUUGCGUCACUCUGACUUAUACUGCAGCAGUUCUGUUCUCGUCAGAUCAUUCUCAAAGAAACUGCAUCUGAUUCUGAGAAAAAGUUUUGCGAAGACCGUCUGAAGCUCUGAGGUUCGUUCCACUUUCUGCAUGGUGUGUUUGCCGCAAUGCACUUUUUUGAAGGAUUUCUAUAACGUAUGAUAAUGUAUACGGCAUUUGUUUAUAAUAAAAAAAAUUGUACCUAAAAUAUUUUCUUCGUUGUUAUUGUAUCGAGAUUUUUGUGCAAUAUAUGUACAGUAGCCUUCAUUUUAGCUGCGAUUGGUUGCAGAUUAAAAAUUCUUAUACACUCCUGUACUUAUAUCGAUGAAGAUUGUAUCUGUUAGAAAAAAAAAUACGUAUUUUUCAUUUUUUUGCACCGUGAAACUGCACAUUCUAUUAACAAGAUUUACAGACGUUUUGAUUUCUGAAUAUUUUUUCAUGUGUUAUUACGAUUAAUUGUAAAUGUUCCUAAAGUACUCGACAUGUAGAAGACUGAUUGCGGUUAACGAUAACCAAGUUAUGAUUUUUCAAUAGUUAUGCAUUAUACAAGCUGGAAACAUAGUUUGGUGAAGUAUUUAGCUCCAAGAACCAUUUCAAAGUUCUAGUUGAUUGUUUACAAGUGAUGGUACAACCGGUUUUCAGUAUGCAAUCCUAUAACACUCGUGCAACAAUUGCAAACAAGGAGCCGAGUCUAAAUUUCCUUGUGGACAGAUGUAUAUUCAGAAAAUAAAUGCUUAUCCAAGGCAUACUC